AUGAAUCUUACUUAUAGUAGAUGUUCUAAACGGAAUUGUUUUGUUUUUAAAUAGGGGAACUUGUCAUGUCAUAUGAAAGUGUUGCCUUUGUCGUUGUACUACUGAACUGUGACAGAAAACACGAUGAGUUCUUCCAUGUGCUGUCUCUUCCCUCUCAGAUAUGAGGACAACAUGGAGUAUAAAAAACAGAUCACCCCUCGACGGAGGCGCGUUGGCUACCCCCCCAUCACACCCAACGCUUGCGUCAAGGACAGUGUGACUAGUGCGGCAUUUGACCAUAUGUGGCAGGAGAUUAUGUCGUGGAUGAGGGACCUGCUUCAGAGGUACACCACGGAGAUCGCAGACAACAAGAACGGAGUCAUUUCAUUGUCCCUCAUCAACCGCUACCAAGCCACGCCCAUGUCCCGGGAGCCCUCCACGCUGUCGCAGCAACGGGUGAGUGGGGGUGGUUGGCGGCCGCUCUGGUGUGGGAUGCUCCACCUUUCCUGUCAGAUGUCUACGGUCCUUAUCUCUCCUCCUUCUCCUUUACCUUUGUGUGUUAGUCUGUAGUGCAUUUAGGAGAAAUUUCUCCCUGCGAGAUGAAUAAAGAUUGUCAUUGUCAUUGUCAAAUAGCCCAGAUCUUAGGCACUUAUAUGGCCUAUGUGUGUUUGCAAGUGCCUUAAAAGUCUUAUGGAAACUAACUACAGGGGAGCACUUUCACUCUCAAUAGUUGUUAGACGUCAUGUGGCGUUUGUUUCCUCAAGCUGUGAUGUCGUGUGUGUCCGCGCGUAUGUGUGUAUCUGUGUGUGUGUGUGUUAUGUGUGUCUGUGAGUGUGUGUGAGUGUGUCUGUGUGCACAACGUUUCAGCUCCUCUGUAAUGU
Messenger RNA from Aplysia californica (California sea hare), 860 nucleotides. RefSeq names its product protein FAM149B1-like. The transcript has 3 exons. The record is from RefSeq and is a predicted model, not a curated record. Lineage: Eukaryota; Metazoa; Mollusca; Gastropoda; Aplysiida; Aplysiidae. Bases 124 to 549 code for a protein of 141 amino acids.